AUUAGAUAAACAAGGUCUGGUUGUUCUCUUUGUCAGGAAAUAAGGAAAAGAAGGUGUUGCCAAAGAUCUGUCAUGACCAAAAGGAGAAAAAACCUCACCUUGCUUAAAAUGAACAAAGGUGCAACCACAUUCUGGCUGCUGUUUCUGCUGUUCGAUCCCGCCAUUCCCAUGUGCCUCCCCACUGACUUCACCCUGUAUGUUGAAAAGCCAGAGUGUGACUACUGUGUGGCGAUCAACACCACUAUCUGCAUGGGAUUCUGCUACUCCAGGGACAGCAACAUGAGAGACAUCCUCGGCCCACGCUUCCUCAUCCAGCGAGGUUGUACCUACGAUCACGUCGAGUACCGCACAGCCCUUCUGCCCGGGUGUGCUCGUGACUCCAAUCCCGUCUUCACCUACCCCGUGGCUCUCAGCUGUCACUGCGGGGCCUGCAGGACCGACAGUGACGAGUGCACACACAGAGCCCCCACCGACGCAGUUCAAUGCAGCAAACCAGUCAGACGGCUCUACCCGUACCCUGGCCUGAAUAACUAUAUGAUCCCUUUUUGACUCUUCUGUUCAUGUUCUCGCAUGUCUUCUUUUUAACACUCCAUGAAUGCUUCGUGAAAAGAAAAAAAAAAAGCUUUAGACUUUAGCUGUUGGUGGAUUUAGUGAUAUGUGCACUGUCUGUACUUUAACCUAUUGCAGCAGCUUAUUUUAAUGUCCCUUUGUUGUCACAACAUGUCUAUGCUGCAGAUCUGCUUCUCAGUUUACAAUGGGGUUGAUCCCACUCCCAGAACGUAUUUUGGUCAGCGUCAUUAUUCAUCUUUUUGUUCACUCAUGUGACACUCAGACUUUUAUCUAAACUCUGAAAGGGAUUCUUUGAAUACAUCCCAAUUAAAGCUGAAGCCUCUAAA
This is a messenger RNA of Cololabis saira (Pacific saury), 896 nucleotides long. RefSeq names its product thyroid stimulating hormone subunit beta a (gene tshba). The record is from RefSeq and is a predicted model, not a curated record. The transcript is spliced from 3 exons. The coding region runs from base 73 to 549 and encodes 158 amino acids. Gene Ontology annotation, cellular component: cytoplasm; extracellular region. NCBI's taxonomy places the organism in Eukaryota, Metazoa, Chordata, Actinopteri, Beloniformes, Belonidae. Gene Ontology annotation, molecular function: hormone activity. Gene Ontology annotation, biological process: G protein-coupled receptor signaling pathway.